Fusarium mangiferae is the source of this 1599-nucleotide messenger RNA. RefSeq lists its product as uncharacterized. The transcript has 3 exons. The record is from RefSeq and is a predicted model, not a curated record. Gene Ontology annotation, biological process: proteolysis. NCBI's taxonomy places the organism in Eukaryota, Fungi, Ascomycota, Sordariomycetes, Hypocreales, Nectriaceae. Gene Ontology annotation, molecular function: zinc ion binding; metallocarboxypeptidase activity. Bases 1 to 1599 code for a protein of 532 amino acids.
AUGUUGGGACAAACAAUCUUGGUCAGCCUUACGGCUGCAUCUGCUGUCAAUGCCUUUCAAUAUGGCUACAACCACGUAACCGUCCGGAAAGAUAUUCCACUGGUGGCAGCGAAUUUCAAGAAUGUCGAUAUAGAUCUUUAUUCGCCAGCCUUCCUCGACCCUGAGAGUCGACAGGCAGGUUUUAUGAACGGAACCCAAGGGCCAACCUCCCACGAAGAUAUGGAGGCUUAUAUGGAGCGCAUUGCUUCAAAAAAUGACUAUAUGACCUACCAAACAGCAAACUUUACAUCCGAAGAACUAAGAUCAUUCCCGUUUGUCAAGCUCUCGUCUUCAAAGGGCCCAAAGACUUCAGACAAGGUCCGAGUUUGGGUUCAAGGCGCUGUACACGGCAACGAGCCAGCUGGUGAUCAAUCCCUCCUCGCUCUCCUCGGCAAAUUCGAUAAAGAUCCCAAGUGGGCUUCAAAGAUUCUCAAGAACAUUGAUAUUGUCAUCUUGCCUCGGUAUAACCCUGAUGGUGUUUACUACUUCCAACGCGUGCUCGCUACGAAUUUCGAUCCAAACCGCGAUCAUACUAAGCUUGCGCGACAGCAGACCCGUGAUAUUAAGCAACUGUUCAAUGAGUUUGCUCCACAUGUUGCCAUUGAUAUGCAUGAAUAUGGUUCAUCAAGUCGAUAUGGCAACUACGUUCAAGCCUCUGAUGGUUUGUUCUCUGCUGCGAAGAACUUGAACAUCAACAAGAAUAUUCGAGAACUCUCUGAGAAGCUGUUUGCUAAGAAUAUUGGAGAUGCUAUGGUCAAAGCUGGGCUGAGAUGGGAGCCUUAUGUGACUGGUAGAACUAGCACUGACCCUAAUUACGUGCCCAAGUUCGACGAAGCUGGCUCUGAUGCCAAGAUUGGUCGCAACGCAAUGGGUCUCACUCAAUCCAUCACAUUCCUGAUCGAGAUGCGAGGAAUCGGAUUAGCAGACCAAGAAUUCCAACGUCGAACUGCCGCUGGCUUGACCAUGGCCAGUUCCAUCAUCGAAACUGCUUCCAACAACGCCCAGAAGGUCUUCAAGACCGUCGAGGAUGGAAUCAAGGAUUUUAUCAAGUCCAAGGAACCCAUUGUCAUCACCGACUCGACAAAGUACAGCACACGAAUGUUUCAGAUGAUCGACUACACCAACGGUUCCAUCGUCAAGGUUCCUGUUCAGUUUGCGUCUACUACACCAACCACUGCGAACCUGACUCGCUCUCGGCCAGAAUCAUACCUCAUCCCUGUUGCCUGGGCGGAUAUCGCUAAGCGUCUUGAAGUUUCUGGUCUUGAAGUCGAGACUCUUAGUAAGCCUUGGAGCGGCACAGUUGAAGCAUUGAAUAUUACAUCUUCGGAGCUCAGCAGCUCAUACUACGAGGGAGCUGUACUUGCUACUAUUGCAACUGAGACGAAGAAGCGACAGCUUACUUUGCCGGCUGGUAGCUUCCUGGUCAGUACCAGGCAGAAGAACGCGGGGCUGGCUCUGAAUGCUUUGGAGCCUGAGAACAUCGAUUCUUAUGCCAGCUUCAACAUUAUUCCUCUUGAAGUUGGAGAUGAGUAUCCUAUCUUUAGGGUCGUUAAGGGUUAG